Molecule: messenger RNA, 588 nt
Organism: Xylona heveae TC161
Lineage: Eukaryota; Fungi; Ascomycota; Xylonomycetes; Xylonales; Xylonaceae
Exons: 2
Coding region: 1-588 (195 amino acids)
Source: RefSeq, a predicted model, not a curated record
AUGGGCUCUUCAGGCUCCAAAGCUGCUCGGACGACGGCAGCUUCGACAGCUCGAAAAUAUCCACAGCGGAAAACAGCUCCGAUACCGUCGAAUGUCCAAGGUCGCCCUGUGCCAUCACAGGAGAGGCCCACAGGCCCAAUAGUGCACCCUCGACCCCAGGCCAGCGGCACGAAGGAUCAAGCCAUUGACCUGGACGCACGAGAUCCAGACUUUGCUUCGUCCUUACGCGCACUUGGAUCAGUCCAACCUACGCCUACAUACUCUCCGUCAUCCACAUUCAAUCGUGGUCCCGUCGCAGGACGUCCAGGUGGGCCGAGCCUUUUUCCAGACGCUGUCGCAAAUCCAGCCGUAGCACUGCUUAAAAAGCGAGAGGAGAUUGCUCAUGCUGCUGAGGAAGAAUUUCUGAGCAUCGGUAGAAGAGGGCACACUGGGAGACGAUUUCUUGAUGUCACGACUAUUCGACAGAUUUUGACGUUACGAGACCAAAAGGGAGUUCAACCCGCUGAGAUUGAACGAAGACUGGGUCUGCAAAAGGGCGUCACGGAGAAGUUGGGAGGGCCAAAUGUGGUUCAAAGUCCAUACCAAUAA